This is a messenger RNA of Prunus persica (peach), 3689 nucleotides long. Its product is annotated as protein NETWORKED 2D. The transcript has 2 exons. Gene Ontology annotation, molecular function: actin binding. NCBI's taxonomy places the organism in Eukaryota, Viridiplantae, Streptophyta, Magnoliopsida, Rosales, Rosaceae. Bases 201 to 3398 code for a protein of 1065 amino acids. The record is from RefSeq and is a predicted model, not a curated record.
UGCGCACGUUCUUUCUCAAACUCUGUGUUUUCUUUUCAUUUUUCCUCUUUGAUUCUUCAAACCCUCUUGCUUUUUCUUCCUGAAAAACUCCUCUAGAAAGUAAGUGAUUUGUGUUACAUGUCGUUUUUGGUGUAGAGAGACAGAGAAGAGAAAAGGGUUGCAUGGUUUUGGUCUCUGGAGAAUAAGAGAGAUCAAGAAAGAUGUUGCAGAGAGCUGCAAGCAAUGCAUAUUCAUGGUGGUGGGCCAGCCACAUCAGAACCAAGCAGUCAAAAUGGCUGGAGCAAAACCUCCAAGAUAUGGAGGAAAAGGUGCAAUAUGUGCUUAAACUCAUUGAAGAGGAUGGGGACUCUUUUGCCAAGAGAGCAGAAAUGUACUACAAAAAGAGACCAGAGCUGAUACACUUUGUUGAAGAAACCUACAGAGCGUACCGGUCCUUGGCUGAACGGUAUGAUCACAUUUCAACAGAGCUACAGAACGCCAACAACACGAUUGCUUCUGUUUUCCCAGAACAAGUUCAGUUUGCCAUGGAUGAAGAAGAUGAUUAUUCCUCACCCAGAAUGCCAAAAAGGCCUCCAGAUAUCUCAAAGGGGAAUAUCCCGAAGGUUCCAAAGGGUCCUACUAAAGAUCUAAAGAGUCUUCUUACAAAAGCAACAGCUAAAAAUAAACUGCAGCCUCAGAGGUCAAUGAAAACAGUAACUGCUAAAGCAGUUCCUAAAUCUGGCUUGAGCAAACCUCAGGCACUUGAAGAGAUUGACAAGGCUCAAAAACAAAUUCUGUCCCUACAAACUGAGAAAGAGUUUGUAAAGAGCUCAUAUGAAAAUGGACUUGCAAAGUACUGGGAAAUAGAGAACCAAAUCAAGGGAAUGCAAGAGAAAGUAUCCAAUUUGCAAGAUGAAUUUGGUGAGGGAAUUGUCAUUGACGAUAAUGAGGCUCGGAAUUUGAUGGCAGCAUCUGCUUUAAAUUCAUGCCAAGAGACAUUGGCUCAAUUGCAGAUGAAACAGGAAAGUACUGCUGAGGAAGCAAGAAUUGAGUCACAACGGGUUAAGGAUGCCGCGAAGAACUUAGAGUCUCUUAAGAAUGAGUUUCAACAUGGUCAAAUCAAUCAGGAAAAGCCAAAUGCACAGGAUGAAUCUGUGAAUGUAGUAAAUGAGAAAAAAUUGGACCAGGAAGUGGACAGUGUGACACAACAGAAACAGAAAUUGGAGUUGUUACGAGAUAAAAUUAAGGAACACUACGAGGCUGGGCCUGAAACAUCUCUCACUAUUACGGAAAUGGCAGAUAAGAUUGAUGAGCUUGUGAAUAAAGUGAUCAGCUUAGAGAGUGCAGUUUCAUCACAGACUGCUCUAGUCCAGAGUUUAAGAAGUGAAAAUGACGAGAUUCAUGAACAAAUUCGAAUUCUGGAAGAUGAUAAGGUAAGUCUCAUUGAUGGAAAGAAGGACUUGAGCAAAAAGCUGAAGGAACUGGAGGAAAAGUUGCAUCAAGUCCAGGAUCUAAACCAAAGUGUUGAAAACCAGAAUGACAAUCUCCAGACACAUUUUACUGAAGCACAUUGUAAUCUUGGUCACAUUUCUCAUAAACUGCGAACCGUGAAGCCAGAUGAGGAGGUCAAGGUCACAGGCUCAUCAGAAACGAAAGAGGGAUCUCUGGGGGAAGCCAAGCUCCAAAAGCAGUUUGAAAGAGAAGAAAAAACAGUUAAUCCUGAUGAUGGCUUCAAGGGACUGCAGGAAGCAAAGUCAGGAGAGGAACUGAAGGCUACAGUUUCACCGCAAAAAGAUGAAGAACCUCGGGCUGAAGUGAGACUGUCAAAAAAGUCCACAGAACAUAAAGAAACACUAAAUCCCGCUGAUGGUUCUGUAAAAGCUACAGAUGUUCUCCGUACUGCUGGCGAUCAAGGAGAAGAUGUUUGUCAAUCUCUGGAAAUUAAUAACGAAGAUAAGAAACAUCUGGACAAAGAUGACAAGCAAACUUCAGUGCAGCCUGUGGAUAAUCUUCUCAAUAUGGAACCAAAGGAACAAGCAACAAGGAAAGAAGAUGACGAGCAAACUUCAGCGCAGACUGUAGAUAAUCUUCUCAAUAAGGAACCAAAGGAACAGUCAACAGGGAAAGAAGUUGACAAGCAAACUUCUGCUCAGACUGUGGAUAAUCUUCUCCACAUGGAACCAAAGGAACAAGCAACAAUGAAAGAAGAUGACAAGCAAACUUCUGUUCAGACUGUGGAUAAUCUUCUCAAUAUGGAACCAAAGGAACAAGCAACAGAGAAAGAAGAUGACAAGCAAACUUCAGCGCAGACUGUGGAUAAUCUUCUCAAUAUGGAACCAGAGGAAGAAGAACCAGACUGGCAGAAAUUGUUUUUGAAUGGGAUGGAGGACAGAGAGAAGAUUCUAUUGGCAGAGUACACUACAACUCUUCGGAACUACAAGGAUCUCAAGAAGAAGUUCAGUGAAGCUGAGAACGACCUCUUUGAAACAUCAGUCCACAUAAAAGAACUGAGGAGUUCCGGUGCCAUGAAGGAUGAAGAGAUUAAAUCAUUGCAUAAGAAACUGGAUCUUCUGCUACAGAGUAUAGGUAAAAAUAAAGACUCAGAAGAAUUUAAAGCUUUAGAUCACCAGCAGACCCCAACGAGUACACCAGCAGACAAGAAAGACAAUGAUGAACUUGAGGGAACUUCAACUAUAUCACCUAUCGAAGAAAAAUUCAGGGGCAAUAUUGAUGAACUGUUGGAAGAGAACUUGGAUUUCUGGUUAAAAUUUAGCGCUUCAUUUACACAGGUACAACAAUUUGAAACUACGGUGGAAGAUUUGCAGUCUGAGAUAUCCAAGCUUGAGGAGAGAAGAAAGAAGCAAGAUGGAAGUAGUCAUGCAAAAUAUUCUAUGAAAUCAGAUGCACGACCACUAUACAAGCACCUAAUGGAGAUACAGACUGAACUAAAUGUUUGGUUGGAAAAGGGUGCAAUACUGAAAGAUGAGCUGCAGUGCAGAUUCACAUCUUUAUGCGACAUUCAAGAAGAAAUAACGAAAGCUUUGAAGACAGGUGCUGAGGAUGGCGACUUCAAGUUUACAAGCUACCAAGCUGCAAAGUUCCAAGGCGAGAUUUUAAAUAUGAAACAAGAGAAUAACAAGGUUGCAGAUGAAUUGCAAGCAGGAUUGGACCAUGUGAACGCACUCCAACUUGAAGUAGAAAAAACUAUGGCAAAGUUGAAUGAGGAGUACAGACUCUCUGGAUCAAAGAAGCAACCUCCUGCACAUCUAGCUCACUCUGAGAGUCGGUCCCGAGUUCCCUUGCGGUCAUUUAUAUUUGGUGUUACACCAAAGAAGCAAAAGCGAUCAAUCUUCGCCGUUGUGGCCCCUGCAAUGCAUAAGAGAUACCAAGAUUCGAAAGCUAGAUCAUCCCAGCAGUAAUUUUUUUCCAUUCCGUGCUGUUUGUUUUCUUUUCUUUCGUUUCGACUUUUAAACAAUAUUUUUGACAGAUUUCCGUGCGGUUCUUCCUUUUCUUUUAGGUCUCCCUCUCUGUUUUUGUUUUUGAUCUGGGAGGAAUAUGUUAUUUGAUUACCAUACAUGUUUUGUAGUUUGUAAGUAUCAAAACAAUAUGAGCAUUUAAGCCAUUUGUUACCAUAUUGGCAUGGUCAUUUAACUCCAAUUCUGCAUAUGUUUAUUUAGUUCCAAAUACAUCUCAGUUCAAAGUUGAUGCCA